CUACUGCAUAUAAAUCAGGUUCCUGGUCAGGCUAGAAAUUCCUUCCCCACAACACUGGGAUUACACAACACUGAUAUUGUGAAACUACACUUGAUUGCUUGUAUAAUACUUUCACUUUUCUUAAAGUUUGAACAGAUUCUUUAACUAGCUUUAAAGCCUGCAUUGAAAUAAAUGACUAAAACCUAAAAAUAAAUAAAAUGAAAGUGAGUAAUGGGAGCAGCUCUUGGAAGCUCAGCAUGUUCCUGUUAGGAGUCUCUGUUAUCACAGUGCUGAACUGUGCUGGGCUGGCGUUUCUCAUCUUGCAGCACGACACUCUGUCCGCUCAGCAGAGAGAGUUGGCGACUCGGCUGGAUGAGUUUUCUAAAAGUUCUGUGGUGGAGUUCCUCUCCCAGGUAACCCGGGAUACAGCAGAGGAACCUGAACCACUCCAGUCCUCCCGGAACAAGAGGAGCCAGGAGCUGCGCGAGACCCACAUCCGAGCGGAAAACGAGGAGAUGCUCAUGAUGAUGACCUACUCCAUGGUGCCGGUCCGAGUGAUGGUGGAUUUGUGUAAUAGCACAAAAGGAAUUUGCUUAACAGGACCUCCUGGGCUACCUGGACCACCUGGCCUUGAUGGCAUGCCUGGAUACAAUGGAUCAAUAGGACUGCCAGGGCUGCAAGGAGUCCAGGGGAAACGAGGGAAGAAAGGUCCCCCCGGUGAGACCGGACCACCAGGAGAAAAGGGAGAUUGUGAAAUAGGUUUUACAGGCGAGAGAGGGACACCAGGACCAAAGGGUGAAAAAGGGGAGUGCUUCAAUGAGACCAUAAUGAAAGGUCCUCCAGGUGAAAAAGGGGAACCAGGAGAAAAGGGAGAUACAGGUGAAAUAGGUUUUCCUGGUAUGCCUGGAUUGCCAGGUAUAAAAGGGGAACCAGGACCAAAGGGUGAAAAUGGGGAGUCCUUCAAUGAGGUCAUAAUGGAAGCACCUCAAGGUCCAGAAGGUCCGGCAGGGCCAGCAGGUCCUCCUGGCCCACCUGGGCCCCCCGGACCCCCCGGAGCCCCACGGAAAAAAGGUCACAAAGCACGGGCUCAGCAAAACACCAUUGUGACAGAUGCUGUACCAAAUGAUGAUACCUUGGCUGGAAAAGAUUUAACGAAAGUCGAGGGACACCUGUUGAAGAAAGCUGAAUGCAUCAUUAAAUCUGUAAACUGCACUUUAAAUGUAACAAAAAUGGAAACUACGUUUGGGACUUGGAUGCAGGACACAUCAAGGGAUGAUGAACAUAUUUGGGUUGCUGAGCAUUUUUCAGGCCGGACAUUAAAAGAAUAUGACAAUUUAGCGUCUUUCCAGAAUGGCAGUGUCAAAGUUAUCGACCUUAGAAGAGCUGUCUUCCAGGGUUGUGGUCACGUCAUUCACAAUGGAUCUCUAUAUUUUCAUGUUGCCGGCACGUACAAGAUUGCAAAAUACGAUUUUGAAACCGCAACAAUAAAAAAAAUUACUAUUGAGAAUGCCCUGCACCGCAAUCUCAGCUAUCUCUUCCAGAAUUCGAAGACCUAUUUUAACGUGGCAGUGGAUGAAAAUGGACUGUGGAUCAUCUAUGCUUCAAGCAUUGAUGACAAUAUUAUGGUAGCUCAACUGGAUGAAAAAACAUUUUCUGUUACCCAGCAUAUGAACACCACCUACCCCAGAUCGAAGGCCGGCAAUGCUUUCAUUGCAUGUGGAGUCCUUUAUGUUACCGAUACGAAGGACAUAAAAGUAACUUUUGCUUUUGAUUUGUUGAAAAAGAGGCCUCUGAACUCCAGUUUUGAUUUAAGAUCAUCAAAUGGUGUGUUGGCAAUGUUGUCCUAUAAUCCAAAGGACCGCCAUUUGUAUACAUGGGACAACGGCUAUAUAACCAAAUAUAGUGUACAUUUUCUCUCCGAUUGAAUAAUACACAAUUGUCUGUUUUCUGUAUUUCAAGUAGUGUUUUUGAAUAUCAAUUUUACAAUCCAGUGGACUAUUUUAUUAAAUUUUGUACAUGAACAGGUUAAUUUAAAAGUACAACAGUGGCCUUUUUUUUUUUUUUUUAAUGAUUGUCAAACAAAGUCAAUUUAUUUAAUUCUCAAAUCAAUUUAAUUUAAUUGUCCAACAUUUAUUAGUAAAGUAAUUGUUUUUACUCGUUCUAUUCAAACGAAGGACAUGGCUUGCUACAAGGACUAAACCAGUUAUCCUAUUACACAGACUGCAUGACCAGCUUUUCUAAAUUCAACAACUUUGUCAAGUGUGUUUUUUUUUUUUUUAAAUAAGCUGUACAUUAUUUAUACUAUUUUAAUGUGUAUGUUGCCACAUGCUAUACGUUUGCAUUAGAGAUGCAUACUGUAAGAUGUGUAUGUAUCGCAUUUCAAUUCUGUAACAUACUUACCAUUUUUAUAUAUUGUACAGAAUAUCUGUUCUUAAUCUAAAGGACCAUCUGAUGUAAUGCAGUCCUUUUAACAAACCUAUUAACAAUGUUGUGUAGGGGUGCAUGACAUUGUUGGAGAUUCUGCGUGAAAAAGAGAAUUAUGCUCGGUCUCCUGGUUACAGUAAAAAAAAAAAAAAAACACGUUAAAAAAUUACGGCCAAUCCUAGAUUAGUUCUGCCUUAACUAAUACAAAAAUUGUUUUUAUUCUCAAUCCCAAUAAAUGGGAGCGAGACACCCUUACUAAUCAAAUGUUGCGUCCUCAUCUAUCCUGCUUACAAACAACUGAAUCCUAUAUGAUAAAUGUAAAAAAUAUCUUAACUCUUUGAAGAUAAAGCUCUUACAUCCUUGAACAUUAAACAAAGCAGUCUUUCCAAUCGUUUACCAGCAAAAAUAAAUAAAAAUUACAGGAAAAAUGCAUUUUCAUGAAAUUAAAAUAAUUUAUUUAACUUACAAAUGUAAAACCUUGACAAUUGCACAACUACCCAUUCUUUCACACAGAGGCUUCACACUGCAGUUUGAAUAUUUUUCAUGAACAGAGCAUUAAAUGCUAAAGAUAAAUACACAACACAGACAUAAAGACGGAACAUAGGAAAAGGACUGUUGGUUAACAACAUUUAAAUACUUAGACAUGGUUCCCAAUAAUGUAUUAGAAACACAAAUGUGUUUUAAUAAAUACCAUACACUUAACCAAAAUACAACUUUCAGCUGCUAUGUUACAGGCAACUAAUAAGAGAAAAGCUUUAAUGUUUGUACAAGCGGGUGUGGUAAUAAUUUAUAUAUAUAUAUAUAUAUUAAAACUAUUUCAAUAAACUAUUUAUUAAUUGGCCAGAUAAAGCCAGACAUUCAUUUGUAAAUUAACACUUGUUUUCUUUACUGUUUUGUAUGUUUAAAUUCUUGACCUAUUUGAAGCGUCCCAGAAUUUGAGUGCAAUGUUAAAAUUGUAUGAAUAAAUCAUAAAAAAACCCACUAACACUAGUGUUGUACUGUGUCCCUGUCUGCUAUGCAAUACACCUUACAUUCCUAAUGUAAAGGCAAUCAUUAAAAAAAAAACUUAGAAAAGACAGCAG
Molecule: messenger RNA, 3485 nt
Organism: Acipenser ruthenus (sterlet)
Lineage: Eukaryota; Metazoa; Chordata; Actinopteri; Acipenseriformes; Acipenseridae
Product: gliomedin-like
Exons: 11
Coding region: 198-1904 (568 amino acids)
Biological process (GO): signal transduction
Cellular component (GO): cell surface
Source: RefSeq, a predicted model, not a curated record